AUUUGGCUCGGCGGCGCUCUGCGCCUGCGCCCAGCCUCUGGCAUGCUGGCUCCUCGCAAGCAGCUGUUUUGGGUUUGAAAUUCCAACAUGGCAGAGGCUGCAGUCCGUCUUCCCUUCAAAAACUUGGAAUGAUUUCAAAUCAUCGGCACCUUCACUUAACCCUCGCUCCCAUUCAUCAGCAAACACAGCGGAUCGAUGCGACGCUAACCUAUCGGCUUUUCGCUCCGCGCGUGCAGGCUUGAAGAUGCAGUGGACGCCGGAGCAUGCCCAGUGGCCAGAACAGCACUUUGACAUCACCUCGACCACUCGGUCUCCUGCCCACAAAGUCGAAGCCUACAGAGGUCACCUGCAGCGCACCUAUCAGUACGCCUGGGCGAACGACGACAUCUCUGCUCUGACUGCAUCCAACCUGCUAAAGAAAUAUGCAGAGAAGUAUUCUGGCAUUUUGGAGAGCCCUGUGGACCGACCUGUGCUCAGCAACUACUCAGACACCCCGUCAGGACUCGUGAAUGGCCGGAAAAAUGAAAACGAGCCCUGGCAGCCGUCCUUGAAUUCAGAAGCCGUUUAUCCCAUGAACUGUGUCCCGGAUGUCAUCACUGCCAGCAAAGCUGGAGUCAGUUCAGCCCUCCCUCCAGCAGAUGUCUCUGCAAGUAUAGGGAGCUCUCCUGGGGUGGCCAGCAACCUGACAGAACCCAGUUACUCCAGUAGUACCUGUGGAAGCCACACUGUACCUAGUCUUCAUGCAGGGCUCCCAUCUCAGGAAUAUGCCCCGGGAUACAACGGAUCUUAUCUGCAUUCUACGUACAGUGGCCAACCAGCACCCGCACUUCCCUCGCCUCAUCCAUCUCCUUUGCAUAGUUCUGGGCUCCUGCAGCCACCACCACCCCCUCCUCCGCCACCAGCCCUGGUCCCAGGCUACAAUGGGACUUCUAACCUCUCCAGUUAUAGCUAUCCCUCUGCGAGCUAUCCCCCUCAGACUGCGGUGGGCUCUGGUUAUAGCCCUGGGGGGGCACCCCCUCCUCCUUCAGCGUACCUGCCUUCAGGAAUUCCUGCUCCCACCCCUCUGCCCCCUACCACUGUUCCUGGCUACACCUACCAGGGUCACGGUCUGACACCUAUCGCACCCUCGGCCCUGACAAACAGUUCGGCGAGUUCUCUCAAAAGAAAAGCUUUCUAUAUGGCAGGGCAGGGCGAUAUGGACUCCAGUUAUGGAAAUUACAGCUAUGGCCAACAGAGAUCGACGCAGAGUCCUAUGUACAGAAUGCCCGACAACAGCAUUUCAAACUCAAAUCGGGGGAAUGGCUUUGACAGAAGUGCUGAAGCAUCAUCCUUGGCAUUUAAGCCAACGAAGCAGCUCAUGUCCUCCGAACAGCAGAGGAAAUUCAGCAGCCAGUCCAGCAGGGCCCUGACCCCGCCUUCCUACAGUACUGCUAAAAACUCCCUGGGCUCGAGAUCCAGCGAACCCUUUGGGAAGUACACGUCGCCAGUUAUGAGUGAGCAUGGGGACGAGCACAGGCAGCUCCUCUCGCACCCCAUGCCAGGCCCUGGGCUCCGUGCAGCUACCUCAUCCAACCACUCUGUGGACGAGCAACUGAAGAAUACUGACACGCACCUCAUUGACCUGGUCACCAACGAGAUCAUCACCCAAGGGCCACCAGUGGACUGGGGUGACAUUGCUGGUCUGGACCUGGUCAAGGCCGUCAUUAAAGAGGAGGUUUUAUGGCCAGUGCUGAGGUCCGAUGCCUUCAGUGGACUGACGGCCUUACCUCGGAGCAUCCUUUUAUUCGGACCUCGAGGAACAGGCAAAACAUUAUUGGGCAGAUGCAUCGCUAGUCAGCUGGGGGCCACGUUCUUCAAAAUCGCCGGUUCUGGACUCGUGGCCAAGUGGCUAGGAGAAGCGGAGAAAAUUAUCCAUGCCUCUUUCCUUGUGGCCAGGUGCCGCCAGCCCUCCGUGAUCUUUGUCAGUGACAUUGACCUGCUUCUCUCCUCUCAAGUGAGUGAGGAGCACAGUCCAGUCAGUCGGAUGAGAACCGAAUUUCUGAUGCAGCUGGACACUGUACUAACUUCGGCCGAGGACCAAAUCGUAGUAAUUUGUGCCACCAGUAAACCCGAGGAAAUAGAUGAAUCUCUUCGGAGGUACUUCAUGAAACGACUUUUAAUCCCACUUCCUGACAGCACAGCGAGGCACCAGAUAAUAGUACAACUGCUCUCACAGCACAAUUACUGUCUCAACGAAAAGGAGUUUGCACUGCUCGCCCAGCGCACAGAAGGCUUUUCUGGACUCGACGUGGCUCAUUUGUGUCAGGAAGCGGCGGUGGGCCCCCUCCACGCCAUGCCGGCCACAGACCUUUCAGCCAUCAUGCCCAGCCAGUUGAGGCCCGUUACAUAUCAAGACUUUGAAAAUGCUUUCUGCAAGAUCCAGCCUAGCAUAUCUCAAAAAGAGCUUGAUAUGUAUGUUGAAUGGAACAAAAUGUUUGGUUGCAGUCAGUGAUAACGUCUUUUAAAAAGUGUAACGAAUGUUGGCACACACACAUCAAACCUGCUACAUAGGGUAUAGAGCCCCUUUCCAGUAGUGUUUAAAUUGCAGAGGGUACUGGGGAAGAUGAUGAUUAAGUGGCAUCUUUAGAGUCAGGGUAGAUUUGGAGGGGAAAAAAUGCAUCGAACGAGAGCAUCCGAUUUGCAAGCCCCAGAUGACAGAGAGCAUCUGUGGAUGCUCAGUUCGGCUCACGCUAGACAACACUCACCAAGGAGCAAGGUGCAAGUGUGUUGACUUCGGAAGGACAUGAACCUCGUGUGUUGAUUCCAUUCUGCUGUUCUCGAGAUUUAGUUGCUGUCAAGUGCCUGGAGUGGUGCUUUAUUUUUUUGUUUGCCUCACAAUUACAUUGGUGGCAUGUGCUAAUAUAAAGAGCUUUAACUUCAAACAUUAGUGGACUAAAGAGAUGAACGCUUGUGUUAUGACAGAAAACCAGAUUUUUGCCAUUUUAAGAGCAACAGUAUUCCUCAAUCCUGUCUGUUCUGCGGUAUUAAGCUAAGAACAGGUAAAACAGGGUAACGGUAAUCUGGACCUUAAUUUCUGCAGUUCAUUUCUUUUAAUGUUCUUGUCUGCAAAAACUCAGGAAAGCGAUUGUGAUUUGUACAGUACCUCAAAGGAAUGUGUUGAAAGCACUAUGUACUGCUGAGAGUAAUGGAUAGGCUUCAAUGUUACUUUAUAUUAAAAUGUAUGUUUACCUCAACGAUUGGAAAAGAGCAAGGAAAAUUACUUUGAAUGUAUCCAGAAAAAUAGUGAAGUGUGAUACAACUGAAUAUUUACAAUUUAAAGUAGAAAUGGAAGGAUUUUUUUUUUUAAAAAAAGCUUCUUUUACUAAUUAUGGGGAAUUAACCAGAGCAGAGUCAUUCUUUAUGUCAGUCACUGCAAGAGUUCUUCGUACAUUGCUCCUUGAUAAUGAAGUGAAAAUGUUCUUAAAAGUUACACUGGUUAAUGGAAAGCUCCUUACUCCGUUUGUGUUAGCGUCUAGGACAGUCAGCCACGAAACCUGUGUAGGACCCUGAAAGUCACAGCACCUAAAGACUAGGACUGCAUUUUACUGCAUAGGUGGGAGUGGUGGUGGUUUGCAAGUUCUCUCUUAAAACUGCUGGGAACGGUGUCAUUCUAUUCACUAAUCUAGCUUGUAGGCUUGCCGUGCUGUUUAACAGAAUGCAAAGAUAGCAACCAAAUCAAGCAAAUAACUAACUGAAUAACUACAAAACACAACCGACCAACUUACAUAUAUAUAUAUAUAUCCACAAAGAGCGUCUACAUCCCCUCUCCUUCUUCUUGACUCCUCUCUUGUCAGUGCGAUUUUGCUUCUCAUUUUAAACUCUUCUGGGCUGUAGCGUCCCCACAGCGUUCAUUUCUACCUCAGUUUUGUUACAUUUCUCUCGGAAAUUAAAGUAGAAAAUUAGAAGUGGACACAUACACAGGCACACACACAUACACUCUAUAGCUUGCCAAACAUGUUGCUUUGUUUUCUCCCAUCUUUUCCCAUAAAUCUAGUUUCCAAGUACAUCAGUCUUCCUGCUUAUGUCUACCUGAUUCUAGCUCCCACCCCAAUAGCAUAUGUGGCAUUUUUCAUCAUUUCGCAUUCCUCUCCUGCUUCCCACCAAGUUGUUCUUUGUCUUCCUCUGUGCUUUCUGUGCAACUUCUCACUGGUAGCUGACGCCCGGCAAUGCCUCCGAACAGACACAAUGUAGGCUGCAGCUGUCCAAAGCCACUGCCCAUGCAUAAGCAGACAGCCUGGCUUUUUGAAUGUAUUUUUCCUUUUUUUUUUUUUUCUUCUUUCAUUUUUUAGUCAAGAGAUGCAGUAACAAAACUGUUGCAAAGCACUGGCAUUUUAUGUAUUCCAAAAGUGAUGUACAUUUUUUAAAACUUUAAAUAAAUGCAAUGGGAAGCCCCAAGAAAGUUCUUUCUGUUUUUGUUUUUGUUUGCCCUUCAAAUAUUUUUACUGAUUUCAUCCCCAAUGUCAAAUUCUCUGAAACACAGCAUAGAGAAAGCUAAUGAGAACGUCACGAUAUUUCUGAAAUUUUAUGAUGUUUGAUCCAUUACUCCUUGUUUUUAUUAUUCUCAUAUUUCUAAAAGCUGAGCAAAUGAACCAGAAUUUAAUUUACUGUGAUAUUCCAGGAAUUAAAACUGUGCUUAAAUAUAAGUAUUCCACAUUAAAAAGCAGUGCCUUUCAUUAAGGAUAUAAAAUACACCCUCUGCUUUUCACAAGUGAAUAAAUGCUACAAUCGUAUUCUGGCUCUACCCUGCACAGCCCUUAUUGUAAGGAAAUUCUGAUAUCCCCAUUAACUUGUAGGUUCAUAUUGAUCUCACUGACAAGUUUACUUUUGUACAGUACUGGCCUAUUUUCUGUCUUUUAGACACUACAUUUCAUUUCCACCAACAUGCUGUGUUCACUUGAAAGCAACCAGCAAGUUUUGAUAAAUCCAGUCUUACUUAGACAACUUUGGAAAAUCCAAUAUUGAUCCAUAUUUUUUGUGGCUAGUAAGAGUUAAUGCCAAAUAUAUGACUGCAGUGUUAUGUUUUACAUGCAUUUACAAAACUGAAAAUGAAGUCAGACAUACUGGCUUUGAGCUUUAAGUGACUUAAUAAUUACUUUGAGAUAUCAGUGGUCAAAAAUCCAUGUAUUUAGGCAGAAGCUGAAUUCAUGUGUGAAUUUCAUUUAGCCUCCCGAAUUCUAGGAUUUGAGUUUGUAAGAAAUUGGGUAUGCUGAAGAAAUGAAGAUCUUUUGGGGGAGAUAAGGCUGACUUUUGAGUAGAUAGUGCUGUCCUGUGAUUCUUUGAUUCUACAUGACAGCAUUAUGAGCUCUUCUAUGGACUAGCCUAAUAAUGAGCUCUUUUCCGACUAUCCCUUCUGGAGCAUGGUGUAGGGGAUGGGGACCGCAUCCUCAGUAGUGAAUGUGCACAAUCAAUGAUAGUACAACUGAGUAACGGGCUCCAUACUCUUGGCCUCUUUUUGACUGCUAAGAAUUUGGAGAAGGCUCCUAAUGAAGGUAAGGAGUUAAUGAGCCAGUCUAAAUCCCUUCCCUUCUGGCUAAGGGAUUUGAGCCCUUUCACUUAGCCCCUAAUUCUCUUCUUCACAACUGCAAUAACAUUUCCAACUGGGACAAAAAGGAAGUGAAGGAAACCACUUCAGAAGGAUCAAUAGAAAUUCAAGAGGUAGUUCAUAAUAACCUUAUGUGUGACACAAAUGGAAAUACUCUACACUUCUGGCAUGCUUCUCACCAAAAUAUUUAGAACAUUAGUGACAAUAUGGAAAACUGUGCUGACUGAGCUGAUCAAUGGAAUGUGAAGGCAGUAUACUUUAAGGCUAUUUACUUUCACACUGAAUGUUUAUCUAUUAGUCAGUUUGUAUUCUACUCAAAUGCAGAUAGACGGGUAUAAUGUUUCCUUGUGCAUUUGAAACCUAUCAUGGAGAAAAUAAACCAUUCCACUAAAAUACAUAGGCCAAACACCAUCUGGGCGAGUGAUAAAAGUUAUCCAGAGGCUAUGCUAUGUAAAAUAGCAAGGUCAAUCUACAUUGGUUGCAUAGUACUUGGCUAUGCAGUUUUCAAAAACACUACAUCCAAAAGAGUUGAAAUUAAUUCCUACAAGAGGUCUUUGUAAAUUUAAACAUAUUUGUGGGUUGGAAAACAUGUUUUAGAGGCAUUUAUAAUUUCUCUGAAAAUGUGUCUAACUCCAAGCAGGAAGAUAAUGCUAUAAUCCCAUUCUCGUGUUUCUUAACAAGAACUGGGUAUCGUGAUCAGUGAAAAUGUAUUUUGCAAAGUGAAAGGGACACAGUUGGUUGAACUAUUGAGGCCACUAGAGUAAAGUUCUAAUAUAUAUACAUAUAUAUAUAUACAUAUAAAAUCGGUGUGUUUGUGUGUGCGUGUGUGUGUGUGCCGUUUUCACCACCACCUAUUCGAACUUUAAACUAACAUCUAUUUUACAUUAUUCAGAAGGAACUGUUUACUCCCUUUCUUCUUCAUAUGCACAGAGAUAGACAUGGCCACCUUACAAUUUACAGUGUUUUAAUACGUUAUUUUUCUUUUGAAAAGUAAAGCUUUUGGUUGUUGAGUCACCUGCCGGUUUUCAUAUGAAGCACAUUAGCAAACAUGGAGCUAUUAGUGUUUCAGAAUUCAAAAUCAGCUGCACUUGUGACUAACCCACACACGAACCGAAUCUCACACUCUGCUAAGACCUCUGGUUGACAUUCGAUUUUGAACCUGCCAGAUGCAUUUGUGUGAACCAGGGAUACUGCAUCUUUAAUGAACAAGUCUCUCCUCUUUCCCGUGUUUUUAAAUACUAC
Molecule: messenger RNA, 6823 nt
Organism: Myotis davidii
Lineage: Eukaryota; Metazoa; Chordata; Mammalia; Chiroptera; Vespertilionidae
Gene: FIGN
Product: fidgetin
Exons: 2
Coding region: 245-2491 (748 amino acids)
Molecular function (GO): microtubule severing ATPase activity; ATP hydrolysis activity; ATP binding
Source: RefSeq, a predicted model, not a curated record